AUGGUGCGGGGCAUGUGUGCACUUAUGUUACACUUGCCCACCCCCUUCCCUAUACCGGGCAGCCAAGUCCGUCAAGAAAAAAACGGAGGCGCCUGGUGUCCGAAAGCCCAAAUCAGCAGCGACGUCAAAGAAUAUCUGGAAGUUGACCUGCAAAAGAACCAUUUGAUGACGUGGACCGAAACGCAGGGUCGUUUCGGUAACGGCCAAGGUCAGGAAUACGCCGAAGCCUUCCUGGUCGAAUACUGGCGCAGCUCUUUGGGCCAAUGGAUCACCUAUAAGGAUUCGAGAGGAGAAAAAAGUUGCUCUGAUAGGAAUGCGUUUCACAAACUACACCAGCAUAAAGUUAUUUGCUCCAAAGCUUGCCAUGACAGGAUGCUAAAUCAGGAAUCUUCCGAGCGGUUAGUGGAGCAAAGGGACAGGGAGGUCGCUUUUUUGGAGGGGGUUGUGAAAGACCUAAAAGCUGAAGCCAGCCAUAAAGAUUCUUUCUAUGAAAAUAAAGACAUAGAGGAUCAAACUUUAAUUGAAAAUUUAAAUAUCCAAAUAAACAGUUUACAUGAACAACUAAAACAUAAAGACAAUCACAUAAGGAGACUGGAGCGCGGUUCACGUGUACUCAGCGAUGAAGCCGAGGAAUUUGAACAAAGCUGUAAUCGUAGAAUCGAAGAACUGCUCGGAAGGAUUGAGGGAUUGCAAGCUAAUUAG
Ceutorhynchus assimilis (cabbage seed weevil) is the source of this 702-nucleotide messenger RNA. The record is from the annotation of a GenBank genome assembly. NCBI's taxonomy places the organism in Eukaryota, Metazoa, Arthropoda, Insecta, Coleoptera, Curculionidae.